GUCCGAGCGUGGCAUCCUCUGCCUCGUAGCUGUCAGAGCUGCUCGCCUGCCUUCCGCCCCAGGGAGCCCUAGCACUGUCCGGGACUUGCGCCCUCUCGGCCUAAGGUUAGAAACCGGAUUGUUUCCGCAAUUAUCGCUGGAAGGAACGUUUGAUUGCGGCCUGGGUGCAAGGUGUUGUGCUUGCCUCUCUUUGUAGCCACCAUGGCUCUCCGCUAAAGGUGUGGACAUUUCAUGGUGAUUAGCUUGUGGUAUUCAGAAUCCUUGGUUGAUUCUUAACGCACACUUCUUUCUAUCCGAGCUCUGCAGCCGCAUCGCCGAUUUGUGUGGUCGUGUGACACAUCAUACUCAGUUCACCAUUCGCAGUGCUAGUUGUUUCACUCUUUGUGCGGAAGCCACGUACGGAACACAGAUUUGAGCUGGUUACAAAGUCUCGCAGGAGGAUUUCUUGUUUGCCAGAAGUUUUCACAGCUGUCGUGGUGCAUGGCUGGAUGCUUGUUUUGACGCGAUAUAGGUUUGUUGAGGUUCUAUCCCUCGCACACUUAUAUUUGGUUUGGAAAUUGUAUUGAACCAAGCUCCCUUGCCCAUCAUUUGCUAUUUAAGUGGAGGCGUGCCUUUAGGGCCAGAGUCGUUCUCUGCGCUACAUUUUUCGAUCGAAACUCUCCUCGGUAACGCUUCGUUACAGCCAGUCGCAAGGGUAGUGACAUUGAAUGGCGAUAGAAUAUGCUGUUUGCGUUGAAUCCAAAUCAAUCUCAAGAUGUGUCUUUGACUCCCAGUACAUUUUGAAUGAACCGCGUUACAUUAUUUUAGCAGAGUUCCAGGCUAGGACGCUCGUCGGAUUGAUAGAAGGUUUUGGUUGCAUCAACAUUGAGAUUUGAGUUCAUUGUUAGUAACUUAACACCUGUAUUGGCAGUAAAGAUGAUGUUUAUAGCUGUUCCACUGUAAUUGUUUGUGCAACUUGCCGGAGAGAUUGCAUUGUUAUCUCCGCGGGAGUGUUUGUAAACGCUUGUUGCGAUGAAGACCCCCGGCAUUAUUCAGCGAUCGCUGUCGACGCCUAAAGGACGGCGGUUGCAGAAAACCAUCAAUAAUAUGAAAGUUACAGUUUUGUGCGGGCUUAUGACUAUCUUGGUGCUGCGCGGAACGAUUGGGGCAGGAAAUUUUGGAACUCCUGCCCAAGAUUUUGAAGAAUUGAGAGCUCAUCUCAGGUCGGCCACGCGGGAGUAUCACGCCGUCCGUGUUCUUAAUCAAAUUGAUGAGGAGACCUUAGUUGAUGGGUCUUACUCUGAUGAUGCGGAGGAAUCAAACAGAGAUCCGGAGAAACCUUACAGCCUCGGACCUAAAGUCAGCGACUGGGACCAACAGAGGAAGCAAUGGUUAUCCGAGAACAGUCAGACCCUUCCAAAGUUGAAGCGGAAGCCGCGCAUACUUCUUGUAACGGGCUCUCAGCCUUCCAGCUGCGAGAGCGCCGAAGGUGAUAACUUUUUGCUGAAGUCCAUCAAGAACAAAGUUGACUACGCACGACUGCACAACAUCGAUUUUUUUUAUAAUAUGGCGCAUUUAGACCAAGAGAUGACAGGGUUUUGGGCGAAACUACCUCUGCUACGCAAGCUUAUGUUAACGAAUCCGGAGAUGGAGUGGGUCUGGUGGAUGGACAGCGACGCAUUGUUCACGGAUAUGUCCUUCAAGGUGCCUCUAGAGAAGUACAAUAAUUACAAUCUUGUGUUGCACGGCUUUGACGAUAAAGUAUAUCAGCAGAAGCUGUGGACGGGUUUGAACACCGGGAGUUUCUUCAUUCGCAAUUGUCAAUGGUCUCUGGACCUUUUGGACGCUUGGGCACCCAUGGGACCAAAGGGGGUGAUCAGGAAUCGAGCAGGUGAAAUGCUGUCGAAGAGCUUGGUCGGAAGGACGAAUUUCGAGGCUGAUGAUCAAUCUGCUCUGGUGCAUCUGCUGAUCGCCCAAAGGCAGGAGUGGGCGAACAAGGUGCUUCUGGAGAAUUCGUACUACCUGCAUGGCUACUGGGUGGACUUGGUGGGAAAGUACGAGGAAAACAUGGCGAAGAGUCAUCCUGGGUUUGGAGACGACAGGUGGCCAUUCGUAACGCACUUCGUUGGGUGCAAGCCUUGUGUGAAGAAUGGAGGGGACUAUCCUGUGGAUACUUGUUUCAAGCAGAUGGCGAGGGCUUUCACGUUCGCUGACAAUCAGAUUUUGGAUGUUCUCGGUUUCCGGCACAGGAAGCUGGGCUCGCCUAGAGUAGUAAGAAUAAGAGAGGAUACUUCACAUCCAUUGGAGCUGCAAGGAAAGAGUCUGGACACACUAACCUCGACUGAGUAGAUGUUUGGUGUCUCAAGGUAUCUUAUAUGCAACAUGGAAGCGAGUUUUGGUCUCUUCUCAUUCUUACGGCAAAAACCGCGCAGUUGUUGGCGUCAGUUUGAAGUUGUAUACCCCUGCCACUUGUGACGGGAGAUAGUAGAUGCAAGAGAGACCAGAGCCAUUGCCUGGGGUCCUCUCUCAGCAUCUACCUUGUUCUCACAUGUAUUGUAGAGACAGUUGCGUUCAAUCCAUUGUCUCAGAAUCAGUGCUGGUCGAACUCGCUCUCAGAAUUCUAUAUAUUCCUUUCAAAAUCGGUCAUUUAUAGCACAGCUACAUCACGAGAAACUUGGUGGACGUUCACGUGUCUCGUGCGUCUUCACUGUUCAUUGUAGCAGCGGAUUUACGUACCUUUGACGUUUUUUAAAUUUUAAUGAAGUAUGUAUUGGUUGUAUACAUUGAUAUUAUAAAUUUGACAGUUAAAUUUUCAUCCUAA
Physcomitrium patens is the source of this 2800-nucleotide messenger RNA. RefSeq names its product xyloglucan 6-xylosyltransferase 2. The record is from RefSeq and is a predicted model, not a curated record. NCBI's taxonomy places the organism in Eukaryota, Viridiplantae, Streptophyta, Bryopsida, Funariales, Funariaceae. Gene Ontology annotation, molecular function: glycosyltransferase activity. Gene Ontology annotation, cellular component: membrane.